UUCUGCCCCAAAAGUGUUUAUUAAUUUUCACAGCCAAGUCGAAAUUAAGCAAGAAAAAUUAAUUAGCACUAGCUAGCAUGGGAACGGAGUGUCGCACAGCGUAACGCACGCAGUGGUAGCCACAAUGCACUUGCGUCCGCGUUGCCGCGAGUGGCUGCCGUUGGCAACACAACAACUACGUCUUCGGAAUUUAGCCCGUAUAGAAGCACUUAAUAUUGAGUGUCACUUGGAAUCGAGCAUUGUGUGCGGGCGCGGAGAAGCAGAGGAGCAGGAGCAGGAGCUGCUUGUUUAUUAUACUCUGCAUGCAGAUAAGGCUAGUGAAGCAUUUUAUACCAGUGAAUCGUUACCGCAGCGUCAUCAGCAGCAAAAGUGGGCGGAAAUAUGUGCGGGCGACGACGUCUGGCGCAAAUCGAAUGCGCAAUGUGUCUGUGUUAAAGUCUGGGCGCACUAUCAGCCAACUGGCCAGCUGUCAGCGCCGGCAAAUGAGACUGAAUGUGCCACACAACAGCGCAGAGGGCUGCUGACUCAGCGGCUGGCGAAUGUGCAGUUGACACCGCAAAAGCUGACGCGACCACCAGAGCUGCUUUUUAGCUGGGGUGUUUAUUUUUCUGGUCUUAUACCGCUGUCGCCGCCGGCAAUGACGAAAUGUCGCGCCAACUGUUUGAUCUUUCAGCUAAAUGGCGAGAGCUUUACCUCACCAGCGCUUAUCAGCGAGGAAGGAUUGCACGCUCAGCUGCAUGAGCAGUAUCAACGCUAUGCUGACAAUAAUACACGUGAUGCACGCCAAAGCGAUGUAACUGGCGACAUCAACUCGCCACCAGUGAGCAGAAGCAGCAGCCCAGUGCUGAAAAUGAGCACCACACGUUUUGCACAGCUAAGCUGCCCCCGAUCGCAGUUGCGUUGCAGUUAUAACUUGGACAAUUUGCUGAUGCUGCAGCGGCGACAGCGUGACAAACGAAAGAGAUCAAGUACUGUGCAGGAGCUGAGUGUGGAGGUCGCACGUCUUAGCGUGCAUUGUAUAACACGCAAGGAGCUGAGACUGAAACCGCGCACCACCUCACUGUCCAGCUCGCCCCAUUCACAGCAGCAGUAUCAUUCCAUGGGUCGCACCCUUAGCGUGCUGCUGGCAGAGCAGCAACAGAUAGCGCCGCUAACGCUCUACAAUGCGCAGCAAUUGCUGCAACAAAUUGAAACGUUACGCUGUAAGCAACGAUUGCUGCAAACAGAACUGCAAGGCAUUAAAGUGCGCAAUGCAAGCAAGCAAAGCCGUCUGCAGCUGAUACGAGAGCAGCGUGAGGAACUACAGCAUAGAUUACACCAUCGUCGCUUACAGUUGGAGCAACAACAGCUCGAACUGCGUACACAAACUCCACAGCAGGUCACGCAACGCGACGAAAAGCGCCAAAUACUGUUGCAGUUGGAGCGACGCAUGGCUACGCUAGCGUUAGAGCUGCAGGAGAUUUAUAAUGUACGUUGUUUGGGUGCGCAGCAGUUUAGCAUUUGCGGAAUUGCCUUUCCCUACAUGGAGCAGUAUACGAGCGACCAAAGACAGGCAACCAAUGCGCAGCUAUUGGAGAAUGUUUCGCCGCUGGCGGUGAGCGCUGCUCUGGGCUAUGUUGCGCAUUUGGUGCAGAUGCUUGCGUACAUAAUGGAUCGACCACUGCGCAAUCCCAUACGCUAUGAACCGUCGCGUGCCCGUAUUGUAGAUGAAAUCAAAGAACUUACCUAUGCCACACGAGAAUUUCCCUUGUAUACGCGCUCCAUUCUGCCUUCGCAACAAACCAAAUAUGCCAUUUAUUUACUGCGUCAAAAUAUUUCGCAGCUGUGUUUCGACAUUGUUGGACACUGUGAUGUGCACAACACCUUCAACGAUCUGCUAGAGCUCUUCCAAACGCUGCGCUUCAUUGAGCAAAGUCAACAAGAUGAUCAAGUGGACCAAGGUGCUGUUGGUGCUUCCAGUAGACAUGUUAAUGGCUUAACAGCAGCAGUAGCCAAUACUCAGUUAUCAAAUUCGCACUCAUCGGUGGAUAUGAAUCAUGUGCCGUUGCCGACAACGGCAAUUGCGGCCAAAGAUGCACUUCUACAGCAACUGCUGCCUUCAGGUGUGACUCAGGCGCUAGCCAUUGAGGGCUAUGCCUCAACGCAACGCAUUUGCCGCUCUGUGGGCUCCUAUUCCGAUGGCGAGGAUGAGUUUAGGCCUAAGCUGGAACAAAGUUAUUCCAACUCCGACUCCAACAUAACACUGCAAACGGAGCGCAGAUAAAAUCAUAAACGCGUACUGCAAUAUUAUCAUAUACAA
Molecule: messenger RNA, 2299 nt
Organism: Drosophila busckii
Lineage: Eukaryota; Metazoa; Arthropoda; Insecta; Diptera; Drosophilidae
Gene: Uvrag
Product: UV radiation resistance-associated gene protein
Exons: 5
Coding region: 125-2263 (712 amino acids)
Biological process (GO): SNARE complex assembly
Cellular component (GO): lytic vacuole; endosome
Molecular function (GO): SNARE binding
Source: RefSeq, a predicted model, not a curated record